Messenger RNA from Vicia villosa (hairy vetch), 708 nucleotides. Its product is annotated as protein MAIN-LIKE 1-like. The transcript has 3 exons. Bases 1 to 708 code for a protein of 235 amino acids. Lineage: Eukaryota; Viridiplantae; Streptophyta; Magnoliopsida; Fabales; Fabaceae. Gene Ontology annotation, biological process: meristem development; meristem maintenance. The record is from RefSeq and is a predicted model, not a curated record.
AUGUCCUUGCGAAGACGAGGAUUAGAUGGGAGGGUUGUUAGCCGCACUCUAGAACGACGCGACGUUGUAGAUGAUGCUGGUCCGUCUGCACCAGUUCCACAGUCGCCACAUCUGCCAGCUGGAUAUCCUGGAGGGCCUUCUGACCUGUUAUGUCCGAAAAAGGAACUUAAAGUUGCAGGACACAGGCUGAGGCUGAAGGAUAGAGUUCCUCAUUUGCUCCCACCAGAGAUGGAGCGUUGGGUGGAUAGGUCAGGUCUGACUUCUCUCCAGAGAACCAGCCUGACCAAGAUAGACACAAAUCUUGUUACACAAUUUGUGGAGAGGUGGCACAUAGAGACAUCGUCAUUUCACAUGUCAUUUGGUGAGAUGACGAUUACAUUAGAUGAUAUUUCCUGUCUGCUGCACUUGCCCAUUGAGGGUGUGUUAUGGUACCCCGAUCAUGUCACUGAGGAUAUGGCUCUUGAGCUUGACAUUCAGUAUUUGGGAAUAGACAGGGGUGUGGUUACCCGACAUAUCCACGAGUGCAGGGGCGCUUAUUAUUCACUACAAUGGUUAUAUGAUAAAUUUGUGGAGCAUCGAGCUGCUAGUAGUUGGCCAUUUGCGACCAGGACAUGUCUUAUGAUAUUAUUGGGCUGCACCAUAUUUGCUGACAAGACUUUUACUCUUGUCGAGACACGAUAUGUGUUGUUGUUUAGAGACCUAGAGUGA